Molecule: messenger RNA, 1109 nt
Organism: Cladocopium goreaui
Lineage: Eukaryota; Dinophyceae; Suessiales; Symbiodiniaceae
Source: the annotation of a GenBank genome assembly
UCAAAUCGACCCGCCGCUCUUCCGUAAAAACGUCAAGGCCUGGGGAUUCUCAUACGCAGAAUGGUGGUCUUGAGCAACUCUUUGAAAGUGACCUUCCCUGAGGUGGAGCUGCGAGGUCGACCAGUCUCAGUCUCCGGGGCCUUUGAGGAACUGGCACCUUUUGGCGAGAUUAUGCGGCUGGAACUUUUGCCAAAUCAAGCAGAAGUGGUUGUGAGCUACUACGAUUCUCGUUGUGCUGCACAAGUUUUUGAUGAACUUGGCAGCCGCUGCACUUGGGAACCACAGUAUGGUCAAUGUACUGUGCGCGCUUCGAGCGAGGUGGAGCUAUACCCGAGCACGGUCAGCCAGAUCUGUUGUGCACGCAAAGAUGACAGCGACCUGUACAGCCUUCUUUUCUACGAUGUCCGUGCAGCUGAGACGUUCGCGGCAGAGGUUGGCUCGACUAUGGAUUGUAGGCAGCAAAAGAAGGCGUUCAUCGCGCCGGCGCAAACACCUCGACGUGCAACUCCUGUGGCGCCACGAUAUUUGAACGACUUGGGCAUUUCCCAGGUGGUGUGGGCUGAUUUGGAUAGUGGCCUGGAGACCCGAACAACUUUGCGAAUCACCCGGCUGUGUCAAAGACUGUGCAACCCAAAGAGAUUUCAGAUGUUGUUGGAAGAAGCCAACUUGGCACAGUACGUGGAUGUCUUCCGUACUUUCGCUACGGCGCGUGGUUGCGGCGCUGCGUUGUUGAAUGUGACCUCUGCUUUGGGGGUGAAGAUUGUGGCGAAGUUCUUCCAUGGAAGACAGUGGGGCAAGACUAUGCCCGCCUCGGUGAGUUUCGCGGUGACUCAGGGUCGAGAUGAGGUUCUGGCAAAGUACCCCAUCCAGGAAAGCAGCAGCCUCGCGAGUCGCAUUAGCAAAGAACCACUGCAGGUGGUCCUCCGAUCGGUGGAGAGCACCUCGGAGAUGAGCACAGAGGCAAGCGAGUGCGAUUCAGAUGGCAGUUCCAGCAGAGGACCUGCCAGUUGAGAGAUCCGCAUCCAGUGGGCAGUGGGGUUGCAGAUAAGAGGCAACCGCGGCUACCACAGGUUUUUGGUUUGCUGCUCAGAACUGCCCAAACCAGAAGC